Molecule: messenger RNA, 1095 nt
Organism: Nymphaea colorata (pocket water lily)
Lineage: Eukaryota; Viridiplantae; Streptophyta; Magnoliopsida; Nymphaeales; Nymphaeaceae
Product: agamous-like MADS-box protein AGL61
Exons: 1
Coding region: 171-1019 (282 amino acids)
Biological process (GO): positive regulation of transcription by RNA polymerase II
Molecular function (GO): protein dimerization activity; RNA polymerase II cis-regulatory region sequence-specific DNA binding; DNA-binding transcription factor activity, RNA polymerase II-specific
Source: RefSeq, a predicted model, not a curated record
GUAUAAGUAGGAGUGGUUGGUUGCAGUUUUUGAGCUGUCAUUCUUCGCUCUGCACCAAGAACGUAUCUUCUUAUUUUUCUUCUUCUUCUUCUUCUUCUUCUUGAGAUUAACAGGUCCAGUCCAGUUUAGUCUCUUCAUUAUCAAGACAGGAGUCCAGGAGUCGUUCUGUUAUGGUGAAUAACGGGCCAAGUCGGAGAAUGGGACGUCAGAAAAUUGAAAUCAAGAAGAUCCAGAACAAAGACAACCGCCAAGUUUGCUUCUCGAAGCGGCGGAACGGCCUCAUGAAGAAGGCCAACGAGCUUUGCAUCCUGUGCGGCGCCGAGAUCGCCGUCAUCGUCUUCUCCCCCGGCGGCAAAUCCUAUUCCUUCGGCAGCCCCUCUGUCGAGUCGGUCGUCCACCGCUUUCUCAAUGGCUUGUCCCCGUCGUCCUCCCUCUCCAGCCUGCGGACGUCGGAUCCGGACCCUGCCCACCACUCUAGCAGCAUUCGGGAGCUCAACCAGCAGCACGACGAGCUCCUCCAGCAGCUCGAGGCGGAGAGAAGACGUCGGAGUUCGCUGCAGAAAAUGCACGACAGGACAUGCCAUGCGCAGGGGAUGGCCGGCUGGGAUUCAGACGUGAACAGCCUAGACCAUGGCCAACUGGAGAACCUGCUUCCGGCCUUGGAGGAACUGAAAUCGACGCUCAUGAGGCGCGCCGAGGAGCUGAUGCUCAAGAUGCCUGCCAACAACCACAGUGGCUUCGAUGCCGGAUUCUCCUCCCUUCCUCCUCCUCCUCCGCCUCCUCCUCCUUCUCAGCUUCCUGCAUCUUCCUUCAUCAAUCCCAGUUGCUACAGUUUUAAUGCUAACGAUUGCAACCCUCUGUUCUUGCCAAUGUCCAAAGCUACCAACUUCAAUCAUGGCGGCUUCAGCACCAGUCAGAUCAACAUUGGGAGCUAUUUCUCGAACAAUCAAGAUGAUGUCUACACCGUGGACCUCUCACGCUUGGGUCACGAUAUUGACAAUAUCAAAUAUGAGUUUUAGAUUUUCCUGUUCCAGUUUCUUUAAGAAAAAUCUUAAUCUGUGUUUCCUUUUCCACGACUUGUUUAAUAAUAUUCGA